UGUAAAGCAAAGCAACAUGACGCUUCCUGAGUAAAAAAAAAAGUUUGUAGUUGUUGUUAGUUUCUUUCUGAGUUUUCAGAUUGAUGUGACAUCGUACUAAAUAUGGACGGCGACCCCCAGAGAAGACCAAAAAAGAGUUACUUUCCUGGGAAGAAGUCCCAACUCUACAGCGCUUCACAUUCCAGUUCAGAGCCUAGUGUGUAUGAGCGACGUCCAUUAAGAGCCAUGUCCCUCACCCCACCUGAUUACCAAAUAGAUCUACAGCUGCUUCUAGAGGACUAUAUAGAGAAAGACAUUAGGUUUGCUGGUACUGUAUCUGAUGUGUCCGUAGAUGUGGAUGUAACAAACAGAACAGAUAUAUUAAAACUGAUAGACAGAGGAAAGAAACAGGGAAAAAUUCCUUGGCAUACGACAUUUGAACAAGAUGCUAUAUUCAGUCUAUGUGCACAUAAUAUAAAAAUAAGCCGUAGGCAUGGCGAGGACUUGUUGCUGAGAGUCCCCAUCCAUGAAAUAGCUGCCAUCUGUUAUAUACGAGAUGAUGGACAGCACAUCUUAGCCAUAAAACAUGGUGACCCAGACUUUAGUAAGGAUAUGUGCUCCUUGGCUGUACUGUACUGUGAUAGCAAGAGCUCAGCAGAGGAGAUCUGUGCUCUGGUGGGUCAGUGUUUCCAGCUUGUGUACACAGAUGCUACCAUGCAGUUUUUUGAUCAGGAGGUGCGACUGGCCAGCGGAACAUCCACGGCAGACUCUUCCACAACUCAGAGCGAUUCGUCUACCAUUACUAAACAGGGUUAUGAUCCUUAUAACCCUUCAUUUUUAACACGAUCAAAUCCUGACCUGCGGUCUAACCAGUCCUCCACGAUGUCCCGAACUAUCCCAAGAUCUCAAAGAACUCCUAGCACAGCCAGUGAACUCAGCGCUCCUUCCACAGAACUACUGCAGGAUUACUUACGAAAGCUCCAUACAAAACUCACUGCAGAUGAACUCAAGCAAUUCGCACUCCUUCUGAAAGCCAGACAUACAAAUUUACCAUUCAAUGAAUUCUGCGACAAAGUUUUAACCCUGUUUGGUCCGUCCAGAAAACACCUCAUGGCAGGGAUGUGGCCGUUUAUAGGAGAACGGGAUUAUUCCAGUUUUGAGGAGUUUUUGGAACGUCACAGUAUCGGGGGCUCGGAGAAUGGACGAGGCACUCUGUCGGGGUAUGGCUACCCUCUUACUUACAUGAGGUCUACCAGCGAGAGCUCAGCCCCUGGGGCCAGUCUGAAUGGGACAGACGCUCCAGCUAUGAGCGGAGAGGAAUUUGAGCGUUACAUGGAUCACAUUCAGGAGUUUGAGAAGGAGAAUGGCCUGGAGCGUCCGAUGUCAGGCGCAGAACCUUUGUAUAUGCCAAUUUCAUGACAGUUCCCGAAACCGAAGAUGAUCUGCUAGCGUAAUUAAUACUAUCAGCAGUCCGUUACCUAGAAGUAUGCAACUUUCCUAUAGCUGGUCUCCACGGCACAGUACACUUUUCUUCUAUCUCUAACACCUUUUAUGACAUAUCUGUGUCUUUUUUCAUAUUUGCACAACAAACAUUUGAGAAAUGGCUGAUGCGUGAUGGGUUCCAAAUAUGGCUGUAUUGAAACAGACUUAAAAAUAUUAUAACAAAGGAAAGUUUGUUAAAAGGACAACAUUGUCUUUGAUAGUAAUUGUUUUAUAGUUGCUUGAAAAUAUCAAAAAUAGUCAGUGGGUUGUUGACUGCAUAGCAAAUAUGAUCAGAGAAAUUUGAAUACGGAGUUUCGGUUUCAAGUUGUGGCCAGUUCUUACAGCAGCAGUUUACAUUAGAUUUCCCAUGAUUCAGUUCACAAUUUCCACCCAAGGGGCUGGGUAAUGGACUUCUUAUACUCUGUAUACAUUAAAAUGUAUAAUAAUGGCAGUUUUAAGGCAAAUUUGAGUGGAAAGCCUGUUUUACGUGUAUUAAGGUAGUACUUCUUUCUCAAACUGGGGCUCUUACUGGCGCUGUCUACUAAAGUACUGUUGUGAGUGCAACUAAUUGGUAGGUGACCAUAUGGCAGAUUUGUGUCCGGAGGUUUGUGCGGUUAAAAGCAUUUGACAAAGGGCAGUGCUUUAUUUCUGGCUGCCUGAUUUCCUCCCCUUAUAGACCUUACAGCUGUUGGGAAAUAUUCCUGAGUUUUUAUUUAUUUAUUUGGUUGGUGUAAAACGCCGUACUCAAGAAAUUUUGACUUAUACAAUGGUAGUCAUGUUUAUGGA
Molecule: messenger RNA, 2247 nt
Organism: Liolophura sinensis
Lineage: Eukaryota; Metazoa; Mollusca; Polyplacophora; Chitonida; Chitonidae
Product: cerebral cavernous malformations protein 2 homolog
Exons: 12
Coding region: 103-1398 (431 amino acids)
Source: RefSeq, a predicted model, not a curated record